Molecule: messenger RNA, 1504 nt
Organism: Hypanus sabinus (Atlantic stingray)
Lineage: Eukaryota; Metazoa; Chordata; Chondrichthyes; Myliobatiformes; Dasyatidae
Gene: smg9
Product: SMG9 nonsense mediated mRNA decay factor
Exons: 12
Coding region: 150-1430 (426 amino acids)
Biological process (GO): nuclear-transcribed mRNA catabolic process, nonsense-mediated decay
Source: RefSeq, a predicted model, not a curated record
GGAACUGUUUUGUGGGGAACCGGCAGACCGGCCGGAUCUAUUUCUCAGAGGUUCCGAUCGUGCAGCCCUGGUGCUUGGCUGAGGAGGGUCCGGGCGGAGUCGAGCUGGAGCGCAGCGGCGGCGCCGGGGCGCCCAACAAGCUGGCUGCCAUGCCCCCUCCUGCAGCCGGUGCUCCGUCAGAGAAGCCGAUCGUGCUGAUGAAGUCUCGGGAGGAAGGAAAGGCCUCUGCAACCGGGGACGUCUCAACACCCCCCUUGGGCUCAGCAAAGGGGGAGAAGGAGGGGCAGAGACCCACACAGCCUGUCUACCAGAUCCAGAACCGUGGCAUGGGCCCAUCGGCCCCCAGUGCUGCUGUGGACCCUGUCAUUGGACAAGCAAAGCUCCACCCCCCCGAGAGGAUGAAACACAGCGUAAAGCUGGUGGACGACCAGAUGAACUGGUGCGACAGUGCCAUGGAGUACCUGCUGGACCAGACAGACGUGUUGGUGGUGGGAGUGAUCGGCCUCCAGGGCACAGGCAAAUCCACUGUCAUGUCUCUCCUAUCGGCGAAUCACCCAGAGGAGGACCCAAGGUCGUAUGUGUUUCGCUGCCAGACUCAGGAGAUGAAGGAGCGUGGGGGGACGCAAACCAGCGGCAUUGACUUCUUCGUCACCCAGGAGAGGGUCAUCUUCCUGGACACACAGCCCAUCCUGAGCCCAGCCGUACUCGACCAUCUCAUCAACAACGACCGAAAGUUACCCCCCGAGUACAACCUGCCACACACCUAUGUGGAGAUGCAGUCACUACAGUUGGCUGCCUUCCUGUUCACGGUCUGUCAUGCUGUCAUCGUAGUCCAGGACUGGUUCACCGACAUUAACCUGUACAGAUUCCUGCAGACAGCGGAGAUGCUGAAACCCUCCACACCCUCCCCCAGCCAUGAACUGAGCGGGGGCUCUGGCGCUGAUGAAGGCACAGAGUACUACCCAAACAUUGUGUUCCUCCAGAAUAAGGCCCAUCGUGAAGACUUCUGCCCUCGAAACCUGAAGAAAAUGCACACAGUCAUCAACAAGCUGAUGUUGCACUCCCACCUCAAGUACAAAGGUGCCAUAUCCAUGCUGGACUGCAACAUCUUUCCAGGCUUGAGCAGCGAUUUCCUGGAGUCUGAAGUCAACCUGUUCCUGUUGCCGGUGAUGGAAAGCGAAGCUGAUGAAAACCUCUCAAGGGCAGGGGCUGGUGGGAUCUCCCUGUUCCCUCUGCUGCCUGGUUACAGAGGGCACCCCAGCUUCCAGGGCUUGAUUGGGAAACUCCGAGGACAGGUCCUUUCCAUGGCGAGACCACAGCUCUCUCACACAAUCCUCACUGAGAAAAACUGGUUGCACUACGCUGCUCGGAUCUGGGACAGUGUGAAGAAAUCGACAGUGUUAUCAGAGUACAGCCGUCUGCUCUCCUAGCAGCCAGACCGGCUAAUUGACCGUGGGAGGCGGCAGCAGCACUGAAUCCCUGUCCCCUCCGACCCACCCCCUGU